This is a messenger RNA of Monoraphidium neglectum, 345 nucleotides long. RefSeq lists its product as hypothetical. The transcript has a single exon. The record is from RefSeq and is a predicted model, not a curated record. The coding region runs from base 1 to 345 and encodes 114 amino acids. NCBI's taxonomy places the organism in Eukaryota, Viridiplantae, Chlorophyta, Chlorophyceae, Sphaeropleales, Selenastraceae.
AUGAUCACCGACGCCUCGGUCGAUAAGUUCAAGGAGUGCGACAAGAACCUGUGCACCGUCAGCAUCAACCUCCACGAUACGUACAAGUACGUCAUAACCGUCAUGCCCAUGGCCAGCCACGUUGUGCUGAGCUACAAGACGCUCCAGUACAAGGUCCCGCCCGCCGACGACAAGGCCUACGGGGACCUGAUAGACUUCCUCACAAAGGCCAUAGACGGCGAGUGCUGCCAGGCUCUAGACGAGGACAUCGAGCGCGGGGAGUACUGGCCCGACCGCGAGUGGGAGCACGCCUUUUGCUGCCUGAGGGUCCACUGCCACGGGGUGCAGGUGUUCUACCACAAGUAA